AGGAACAAUCUCUAACAUGAGCGCAAAGGAAGCUAUAAACUAAACUAAAUUUCGAUAUCAACAACAUGCAUGACGUAAAGUACACCAAAACAAAAACUUCUAGCAUAUAUUAUCGUGAUGCAUUUAUAUUUUCAUUUGUAUUUUAUACGGCAUAAUCGAUUUAUGCCUUUAUUCUUACCAUUAAUAUGCAUAUGAGUUUUUAAAAUUUUUAUAAAAUGUACAUUAACUUCAUCUGUAAGCAAUUUAUUUUCAUUGCUAUUUUAUUCUCUAUCUCAAAAUCCGGAGAUAGUUUGUCCCAGAUGGAAAUGAUCCAAAAAAACCUCACUUUGCAUUGCUUUAUAGAUAAUCUAACACAUAUUGCUAUCGGAAUAAUUAGCUGGUUAAUUGUCAUAAGUUAUGACAAGAUCAGUUUGUCGCAUUUAUUGCAAAGCCUUUUAUGCGGUUUCUUUGCCGGAAUUAUUGAUGUAGAUCAUUUUUUGAUGGCGAAAUCACUAAAUUUAAAAGAUGCAGUAAGCCUGCCUUCAAGACCACCCUUUCACAAUACAACAUUAUUAGUUUCAAUAGUAACAUGUUUUAUCAUUCUCAUGCAUAACAUAGAACAAAAACCAGCAGAAAAAAUAGGAUGGUUUAUGUUAGUAGCAGUUGUCUCCCAUCAUUUGCGUGAUGCUAUGCGUAGAGGACUCUGGCUAUGGCCGUUUGAGACGAAACCUUUAGGUUUCUGUGACUCUGUUAUUAUAAGCUAUUUAUUUUCUUUGGGAGUUGGUGCAUUGAUUAAAAUAAUAGAUCAUCCUGUACCAAAAGAAAAAACUGCAUUUGAAGUAUAGUAAAGUAAUGUAACCAGGUCGACCAGCACCAUAGAGAUUUUUCUCGAAAUUUCUGUGUAAUGCAGACAUGUGAUAUAAAAAUGUUGCAUUUUUUGUUAUUUUUACUAAGUAUAUUUAUUACUUUGUGCAUUUUAUAUGAAAUACUAGUCAUAUAAAUAAAUGAAUUUUUUUGUAUUUUUAUUUGAAUUUCACUAUCAGUGCUCCCAAUAAUUUAAGAAACACACCAAAGAAUUGAAGAAAUUUUAUCAAGUAUCAAAAUAAGUUUCUUCGUCUAGUCUUCGUUACUUAAUUCUUGAUUAUGUACCAAAUUAGAUGUGACACUGUUGGAUAAGCUUAAAUUGGCAAAAAGAAAUACUUCUACAAAUAUC
Messenger RNA from Parasteatoda tepidariorum (common house spider), 1192 nucleotides. RefSeq names its product transmembrane protein 267. NCBI's taxonomy places the organism in Eukaryota, Metazoa, Arthropoda, Arachnida, Araneae, Theridiidae. The record is from RefSeq and is a predicted model, not a curated record.